Molecule: messenger RNA, 5595 nt
Organism: Porites lobata
Lineage: Eukaryota; Metazoa; Cnidaria; Anthozoa; Scleractinia; Poritidae
Source: the annotation of a GenBank genome assembly
AUGCGGCGUUUAUUCGAGGAUUACAAAAACACUCGGUACAACUGGUAGUCUACACUGGCCCUAACCACAUGUUGCUCCAAAAUGUCGAAAAAGGUGCUUGAAGUUGCUUGAAUUUUACAAAAAGUUGCUUCUUAAGUAAAAUCGAAAUGACAUGAGUGACAGCCAUUUUCGCGUUUUUAAGACAAACGCCGCUAGUGAAUUACAAUAAUGCAAUUCAAAACUACUUGCUUCUUUGCCCUGUUUGUAAACACAACUGCUACAGGUGACAUUCAAACGUACAACUGUGGAAUGUCUUUCGUUUUCCUGCGCAAUAAGAGUACUUAAUUAAGUGAUUUUACUUUACACGUGAUUGCCGAGAAAUAGUUCAUGACAAUUAUAUAACACCAAAUAGUUACAAUAAAGGAAAAAAAUUCGUAAUGGUCGCAUAAAUCAGUCAGUAUCGUGUGAAAAAGAAUGCUGUGAGUCGAAAUUCCUUCAUGAGAUCCGUAUCUUUGUUCUCUUUGGUUUUCUAGCUAUUGCAGCGUUUUCAGGCUUACUUAGAUUUGCAUCGAGCUUUUUGGCUUCGCUGAUAGUAGUCAGAGUUAGAGAGUUAGAAUUUUCUUUCUCUAAACUAACUGAAGAUUCAAUGUUUGCCAUCAUUUUGAAAAAGGCACGAACGGCUGACCCCAAAUCGCGGGUAGUGUAACUGAGAAGCAGGGGUGGGUGUUAGGUGGCUGAGGGGUGGGGGAUGGGGCACAAAUUUCGAUUUUCACGUUGUUAAAUGAUAUCUAUAAUUAUAACAUUAAAGAACUGAAAUGUUCUUAUAAGGAUAUAUAACAAGGCUUAAACAGUAUCAUAGGACUGUUUAAUUGCCUUAUGUUGCUUAAAAUUUAAUCAAGUUGCCCCAAAAACUAAAUGUUUCUCCAAAAAGUUGCCGAGCAACUUGUGGCUAGGGCUAGUCUACACCAUCCAGACUACUACAAUUCUAUCUUAAAAUUAAGAAACACCACGGCUUUUUUUAUAGGGUAUAUCACGCUGGUUCCUACAUGCUUGUUCUUAUAGUCAACGAGACAUUUCAUGGCUUUAGAUUCUGGUCAAAACACAGCCGGUAUAUAGUCCCGGAUUACUAAAUUUUGACUAAGAUUUAUCGGAUCAUUAUACGUCUCUGGCCAUGGGAAACUGCCCACCUACCCCUCCCCUAAAGUGAAAUGUCCUCCUUCACCGUAGGAUAGGAUAUAUAUUCACGAUUCGCUUUUUUUUCAGUCUGCGUAAAAGACAUAAAUGUCUGUUUUUUUACACCUCUUUUGUGCCUUGCAAUAAGGAAUGCAACAUAAAAAGUUUCUCUUAGCCACUUUUCCAGUGCAUGUAACUUUUAUCGGUAUAGAAGUGACUAAGUUUUUACUUUGACUGUUUUUUAUACAUGUAGCUGAAGAAUUUAGUUUUUAUAUUUUACAUUGUCACAUCUCCGGUUCGUCUCUCCGCACCUUCUCGAGUAACGACCUGUCUAACAUUGGAAAAUAAUAAUCAAAAAAGCAACAAACAAGCAAUGUUAUUUAAGUAACAAUGGGGCGAAAGAAACCAUUCUAAAUUUCAUUUUAUUCAUCAAUAUUUCGUUUAUGCACAGUUGUCACUCAGUUUCAAGAGAAGAAAUGCAGUGCAUUUUCUGUUAAGUCAAGGUUUUUUUUUAGGUAAAACCAUAUGCUCCUGGUAAAACGUAGUCUGUUUGCCCAUGUUACUCAAGUGAUUUUGAUUGCUUUGUAUCCUUUUUGAAUUAUCCUUUCAGAAAAAAUGCAAGAUCUACGCGAAGCAAACUCGACAAGCCGAACCUCAGAAUUAGAAAGACAGUUGAGGGAUUUUCAGCAACGUGAAGAAAAUUUCCAGAGGCAGUUAAGAGAUACACAACAACGCGAAGAGAAUUUACAAAGACAGUUCAGAGACCUUCAGGAACGGGAACAGAGCGCUCAAAGGCAGCUUACGGAGUCGCAGCAGCGUGAACAAAAUUUGCAGCGGCAACUCAGAGAGCUUCAAGAACAGGAACAAAAUUCUCAAAGGCAGCUAACGGAGUCUCAGCAACGUGAACAAAAUUCUCAGGGACAGUUGAGAAAUUGCCAAGAACAAGUUUCUGAACUACAGUUAAGUCUUUCAACAGCUCAGCUAACAAUAAAUGAAUUUCGCAGCCAGGAAACACGUGACUGGGUUAUUACCCGCGACGAAAUUCAAAUCACAGAUAAAUGCCUUGGGAGGGGAGGAUGGGGAAGUGUCAAUGAGGGAACGUAUUGUGGCUGUACUGUAGCAGUGAAACAAAUCCAUGAGUUGAUUCUUUCUCCGCAUAACAUUAAUCUGUUUGAGAGAGAAAUGAAUAUCGCAGCAAAAUGCCGCCAUCCUCACUUACUACAGUUUAUCGGCGCCACAAAAGAUGAGGGAACUCCUCUGUUUGUAACCGAGCUGAUGGAGAAAAGUCUGCGCACUUUGUUGGAUCAGCGGCAACUCUCCGAGACAGAAAUAUGCACCAUUUCUCUGGAUGUAGCACGUGCCCUGAACUACCUUCAUCAGAAGAAACCAGAGCCUAUCAUUCAUCGUGACGUCAGCAGUGCAAAUGUGUUGCUAUGGCGACAAGGUGAGGAAUGGAGAGGCAAAGUGUCAGAUUAUGGCACCGCUAAUUUCAUUCAGCAGACCAUGACAGUGGCUCCUGGAGCUAUGAUUUACAGCGCACCUGAAGCACUUACAUCAAAGCAAACAGUCAAGGUUAGUUUUCAUUAAAAAAAUGCAGGAUUCAAGGCUGUCUAAGUAACACCUUGUAAACACCAAGUGGGCUAGCAAUCAUCCAAAGGUUGGUGAUCGAGAAUUUCAAAGACUGCUGAAUUUACAAAUGUGCAGCAAUGCUAAUAUUGUCACAAGUGUUUGGUUUGAACCAGUCAUAAAACUGUUACGGCUCCGACAACAUUUGUAAAGAAAUACUCGAGUUUUCACAGGUCGCAGGUGCCUUUGGCCUUGCAAAAACUCUAGUUUUCUUUGCCACAGUUAUCGGUGCCGCCCAACUUUUUUCAGGACUGGUCCCGACCCAGUUUUUCUGUAGAGUAAACGCGCGUCUUGUGACCCUUGCCAUUCCCAAAUCCACGUUGGGGCCUACGGAAGAAACAGCGGCGUGUAUGCCUGGCUAGUUUUAGCGCUUAUAAUGUUCCUGUGCUUUGAAUUUCGUCGGCUGUCAUUAGUAGAAUGGAAAGAAGGGGUUACAGAGUUAUACAGUGUUGGGCCAUUUUCACGAUGAGGUCAUUUGACUACCAACGACCAACUGCUAUUUUACUUGAAUUUGUCAAUCCUGCUAAGGUUUAAAAAAACUAUAGCCCUUACUUGCUCGCCCCGCCCCGUCCCGUCCUAUCGUGUUCCUCUACCAGCUCUCGCGAGCGCCCACGGCAUUUUCGCGCGCUCAAAUACUUCCCUCUUCCACGCUUCUUAGUUUUUAGUCCGGUAAACCUUUAUUGCGUUUAGUCAUUAUAACAUGUAGGUAUUAGUAGAAACAACAAGACGCGUAAAGGUGUUUUAAUUUCUUUUUCCCCCACUACAGAGCCUGGUCCUAGGCUAGCUGUGUACAAACAUAGAGUACUAACCAGAGUAUAAAAGAAUUAUGGAAAUUAUCAGUUCACCACUUUUAUAUUGCCCGUAAUGUACCUCGUUCAACCUUUCUCCUCAAACACACACACACAAAUUAAAUUUUGCGUAAGAAUUGUUUAAACUUUGUCUUGGAGGGGAUAUUACUUUCUUCGGGUAGAAGGCGAAAACAGUGCUUAUCCAAAAUGUUUUGGGGUAAACAAGGUGCAUUGUAAUAUAGCUGGAAAUGUUUUUCCCAACAGCGCGCGUUAUCAUUGAUUACUUUGAGGUCACAUGACAUCGAACAAAGAAACUGUUUCCCGCCAAACUGAAUAUCUGAGCGGGCAACAUUGCAAAAUCUAGGAUGUCAGAGCGUAACAGUGCAGUGUUACCCGCGAAUGUUGACCGACGACCACCGUUACAGCGAGGAUUAAUGAAUUUCUAGCUUCAAAAUCUCCAGCCUCGGGAAACAAACUUACCUGCCCCCCUCGGGACUAGUCAUUAAGUUUUUAUUAUGGAUAAUGUGACAAUGGCGAAUAUGUGUUCUGUCAUCAAGUUUGGACAAAUUACUGCUUAAGAACGCUUAUUCUGUUCGAAAUUCUAUCAUAUCUCCAAAUGGAACUCAUUGUUUAUCCCUAACGUAAAUUUUCUGGCUUGUCUCAGCUGACUCAGCUCGGCUACGGUGCACAACUGUCCCGGAUAUUGUCAGUGCAAUGAAAAUCCAGCCUCUCUGGACUUUAACCGUAGUUAACCACAGACAUCCCAGGGAAAGAAUAUUGACUUACUCAAAUGAUGUAUUGUUGUUAGGUUGAUGUUUUCAGCUUUGGUGUUCUUCUUUGUGAAAUGUGCAUCCGACAACUUCCAGAUCCUCGAAGGCGUGAAGAACAAUUGGUGCUUGUAACAAAUGGCGCGUUCCGUGGCCUGGUACGGCGAUGCCUGCAGAUGGAGCCUAGGGCGAGACCAACCAUGCAGGAAAUAAUCGAUGAACUGAAGGAAUAAAUGCAACUACUUAACUGUAAAAUCAACGGUAUGCAAUGGGAUUGAUUAAUCGCAAUUUGUAAGAACUCUCCGCAAAAAAAUUAAUAGCAAAAAUAGCAACAGUUUUCCCUGAACUUUUUUUGCUGAAUGUUUGGACAUGAAUUAGGUUUAAGUAAUUCCGGUUGUAAUAGCCUGAUAACGGCGACUAUAUACGCGAGCGCUUACAUAGCCCUUAGUUUGCUGCAGUGAAGAAUGCAAUUAGGACGUGAUGAUUUGUAUUGAGAAAUGCACUUUUUAUAGACGUCAGGUAUUGCUAGUAAAGAGCUAGUGCUUAAAAACUUACGGUGAGGUAAUUAUAUAUAGUGGAGAAUACAAUUUUUAUUAGACAUUUGUAGUAGACAAAUGUUAGCAGUUAAAUUUCCAAUUUACAUAGCUUUACGAAGUAAUUAGGUAUUUGUUUUAAAGUAUAAAUGUUCAAUAAACAUAUAGUAAGCACAUUCAGUAAAAAAUUACUUUGUAAGUAGGUGAAGCAAGAUCGUCUGGGUGAGCGUAGUCAAUAAAUUGGAUUCGUUGUUGUUUAUAUUGACUGACGUUUCGAUAACCGGCGCUUCAGUCAUCUUCCGAGUCAAUGAGAGGAGUACGUUCACCCGGAUGAUCAUGCUUCAUCUACUUAUGAGAUGACAUCGAUCACCGAUCAAUUUUUAUGAUAAUUAGGUAUUUUUGUGGAGAAUUUUUAUUGUUAUCAAUUUUGUGUAUUUGUACUUCAGAGACAAAUAACGUUAAAGUUAGACAAUUUCUUGUUAGUUACACGUGUAUUUUCUAUAAUGCAGUUUUUAUGCAUAGAAGUCGAUUUUUUGGAACAAAAGAAUAAAUUACACAGUGACCAGUAGCUAGGUAUACGUAGUGAAGAGUAAAAUUUUCAUAAGUUGUUAGGUAUUUGUUGUUAACGGAGUAAUCGAGUUUUUGUCGGUAGUGAAGAAUACAACUUAAAUGUAAAAAGUGUAGAAUUUCAUCGUAAAAAAGUUGCCUAUUUGUCGUCUUUGUGAAGGA